UUAGUUUUUUUAAUAAACAAAAAAUAUGUCUGAGGAACGUAGAAAAAUAAAUAAACAAAGUACAGGUACUGUCCCAAAGGUAAAAUACCGCAAUAACACAUCGUAUUCAAUUAACGAACGGGAAAGAUCAAGAAGUCUAACAAACAAUCUGGCUAGUUACUGGCAUCAUCCCUCUGAUCCUUCAAAUUUAAUUAGAAAUUCCAGAGGAAAUCAGCGCAACAAUUAUUUUAACAUGGAUACUACUUUAGAGGAACCCACUUUACAACCCCUUCAAAAUGGAUCUAUCAAUUUUAAUCAAACUGCUAAUGGUACUGUAACACCAAAUACAAGCUCAUCUACAUCUAGAAGAAACUCUUCAUCAUUAAAAUGUGAUAAUGUUACAAAAUACCCAGAUAAAAAACAAAUAGAGGAUAAGUUGCAUCAAAUAAGGGAAUAUUUAAAAAUCACUAAUUCUCUCAUGACGAGCAUGAAAAAUGAGGAUCAGACAAACGAUCAAUCUGAAAAAGAAAAUCUCGAGAAAAUGAUGAAUGACCUAAAAGAUAGUGAAAAAAAGUUGUUGGGUAUUUUGGAUCAGAUGAAUUCUGAUGAAAAUGAAGAAAUUAAUAAUGAUCAGCUGGUUGAAAAUGGAGUUGACAAUGUUUCUGAACACAGCUCUUCCUCCUUCAGAAGAAAUGAUAUAGACGUCAAUCUGGUUAAUCCCAGUCAAGAAAUUGAUAUGCUUAAAGAUCAGCAGAUGGCUUUAAUGAGACUUCAGCAGAAAGCUGAAAAUAAACUGAGGGACGCAAGACAUGCUCAGACAAAAAUGUCUGGUUCAAUGUUUGGGAAUGAUGUAAACGAUAUUAGCAAUCGAAAAGAUAAUAAAUUAUACUCAGAACAUGACUUUGAUGCUGCUAUUAAAGAACUAGAAGAGAGAGCAAAAAGACUGAGGUCGCCUCAACUGUCUAAUCAAAAGGCGCAGGAUAAUAUAUUGGCCAAAGUUCACAGUUUACACAAUCAGAUCAUCACCAUGCAUAACGCGAACGAUGAAAGAGAAAAUUUGAUCGAAACCUUGGACAAUCGCGAUGCUGAACUAAGAAUGCAACAUGCCGACCUUCAGAAUAAAUUGCAAGAACUUCAGAAUAAGAAGUUACAGGUCGAUCAACUUGUAGCUCAAUUGCAGAGCUUUGGGGAUGAAGAAGAGGAAGAUAUAGGUGGGCAGGUAAAGAAAAUUGUCACCAUGAAAGACCAGCUGCGAAAACUUAAAGACAUGUUGGAACUUGUGAAAACUACUGAGAAUAUAAUGCAAAACACAAAUGCUUCAGCUGAGGCACAAGCUGUUGCUUACGAUAUCUGUACUUCGGCUGAAAACUUUUUGGAAAAGGAUGUUCAAAAACCAAGAUUACAGUCUCAAGUUCAAAACGAAACCAACGUUUUGAGAAAUGAUAAUUACAGCAGUACAAUAGCCAGUGAUAAUCAACCUAAAGAAGUUAAUAAACGGUCCAUUGAACAAGGAUGCAGAGGGUUGAAGCCUAGAAUAACUAGCCAUAAUGAAAAAUUGUCCUUACAAGCUGAACUUGAAGCCAAGAAGAAAGAAUUGGAAGAGAUAAUGGGAAAACAUAAAGCCAGUACAUCAAAUUUAAACCAUGAUGUUGGAGCAGAUGUUAAAUCUGAAUUUAGCUGUACAAGUAAUGCAAUUAACGAAGGUUGGGUUCCACUUAUACCACCACAGAGUCACCAUGCAGAUUCAGACAGGUUUUCUAGUGACGAGGAGGACAUUAACGACUAUUCAGCAAUGCAUGACAAUCAUAAUGUUUUAAAUUUACCGAGUUCUAACUUCUCUCAUUUAAAAACCAAAAAAUUCAGAUCUGUUCCUUGCGACGAUUACAUUCAGCCUUCUGAAUUUGAGAGACCACGGGGUAUAUCUCGUACACCUGAGCGAAAUGAUAGAAGUAAUUCGGCAGCUACUUCAGGAUACGUAAGAGAGCACCCCAGGUCAAACACUGAGCAGGAAACCAGGACUCAGGUUCAAAAACAACUCCAGCUAAUCAAAAGUGUGUGUGAUUCGAUGUUAGAGCAGCAAUCGGCAGCAAGCCAGCAAUCGAAUGUACAACAAUUGCGUAACAACUUAACACCAUCUCCUCUCUAUUCUGAACCAAGGCGAUAUGCUUCUCCAAAUCCUCAUACAAUGAACGCACUAAACGUCAUAAAUCCAAAUACGGACGCACCUUGGUUUCCUGGAAGUAAUAUGCACGGCAAUUUGAAUGCCGAUAUCAACAACUAUCAGAACUGGUUAGCAACGAACACCAUACAAACACAGUCAUUUAUGUUGAAUACAUUAAAUCAGUGUUGUCAGAUGUUGUGGUUGCAACAGAGGGAGCUAGUGUCGCUGAGAAAUACAGUUACUUUGCUUCAGGAAAGGAUGGAGAGCAACCCCUACGGAGGACACUCCGACCAACUCCCUUCUACUCUCCAAACUCCUCAAGACCAACGGUCCUCCGCCCAAUACCGCCCCGUCCCUAAUCAAAAAGUUAACCAUGUUUCUGCUGCUUUCUCUUUGCCUAAUCUGAAUCAGUAUAACGCACCACCGUCUAACCUUGAUCUGAAUUACAUUAAUCAAAAUAAUGUGCAGAGUGGCCGUUUGUUAGAUCCGUGUUUAAAUAAUGUUAAUCACCUGAAUGCGACACAAGGUGUUGAACAUGCUAACAAUAUCUUGCAUGGCGUGAAUUCCAAUAUUAACCACUCGUUGCCCAAUCAGAUGUGGAAUGGCCAAGCUCUAAAUAACCAAGUAGCUCCAGGAAAUAGAGCUAAUAAUUAUUGGGACAAUUUUCGCAGUUAUUCACGUCAAAAUCUCCUAUCUACAAAAAACAAUGAGGUUUUGCAAAAUCCAUCUUGCUUAGAUCGAUCAAACAUCUCCAAUGAACGAACCAAUCCGUUUAGUUUAAUGACUUUCUCAAAAAGUAAUUCAGAACAGGAUUCCACAAGCACUUCACAGGAAAAUACACCUCAAAGGAGAGGUCCCUCAUUCCGAUUAGGCAGGCACGAAAACACUAAUGUGUCCGUCAUACCUCCACCGGACGUUUUAAAUGUGAAUCACAACAGUAAAGUUAAUGGACAUUUAGACUUAUCGUCCAGUGCUCAUCAUGAUAAUACUGAAGAUGUCAACAUAGGUCUUCAGAUGCUCCUGAACUUAAAUGCUUAUAAUGAUACCUGCUCCAAUCAUUCCAAUCUAUCGGAAGAGCAAAUUUUUAAAGAAUGUAUUCCAGGACAGUCGCUCAGGAGGAACGAGUGGAACGACGAAGUUAGUGAGGAACAGCUGCCAAAAACAAAACUUUUUGAUGAGCUUAGAGAAAAUGUCUAUAAAGAAGUUGCAUCGUUAAUAUCAGCAAAUGAAACAAGACCUCACUUCCUGAUUCAAUUAUUUAGAGAUCUUCAAAUGAUAGGAUCUGAUUCGUUGAGACUGAAGAUUUUGCAAUCUAUACAAAUGGUUAUUACUCAUUCAUUGAUGUCGUCUCAAAACUCAAACAAACAUUCUUUAGAAUCUCAACAAACCUCUAGUGACCUUGAAGGCACACAAAUUCCCGAAUAUUUUUCUUUGCAAUCUACCGUAUGGUCCAAACCCAUGAAAAACUCAUUGGGAACAAGAAACACCAGUAUCAAUGCAGAAGUUCAAAACACAUUUAAAGGAGCUAUUCCAUUUUUAAAUGAGCACGAAGAUGAAGUUAUUCAAAGUGCCCUUCUGUCGUCUUUGAAGCAGAUUUUAUUAGGAUCUGAAUCCUUUAAGGAUUUAGUAAAAGACACUGUGUUUCAGAAACACUUUUCAAAUGUUUUGGACGAGGUGCUUGAACAGUAUCGAGGAAAAAGUGUUCGUGACGUUAAAGUGCAUUUAAUACAAACUUUAAAUGAACUAUUAUGUGGAGAGCUUUCAUUUAUCCAGUUAAUACAAGAAACUAACCCUGAGCAGUGUCUUAUGAAUUGCAGCAAUGAUAUUGAGCUAAACGCUAAAAAUUGUGCUUCAGUUCCAAUAUAUGAAUCUCAAAGUAAUAAUACUGGUACAUCACAGGUUGUUGAUAACAUUCAGAAUGGAGACUUAGCCGAAGCUGACCAGAGUAGAAUCUUGAGUGACGAUAUUGAAGAAGAAGGUGCAGUGGGAGGUAUUUUAGAAAAUACGCAAGGUACCGACACUAAAACUGCGACACAAAGCAACUGCGAGGAGAUUGAGAUGACAAUUGACUUCUCUUGUAAUGGCGAGGGAUUAGAUCAGGUACCGACAAGACUACCCAUUAAAGUCAAGUCCAGAUCGGCAACGCCAAAUAAAGAUCGAUCGAACUCUCAACCAGAUCAAGACCCAUUUUAAGUUCCACAUUUUUUGUUGUAAAUAGUUAAUAGUGCUUCAAAGUGUUAUAUUUUUUUUGCUUGAGUAUAUUUAUUAUAUAUAGAAAUGAAACACGAUAAACUUUCAAUAAUUAA
Molecule: messenger RNA, 4446 nt
Organism: Anoplophora glabripennis (Asian longhorned beetle)
Lineage: Eukaryota; Metazoa; Arthropoda; Insecta; Coleoptera; Cerambycidae
Product: pericentriolar material 1 protein
Exons: 20
Coding region: 26-4333 (1435 amino acids)
Biological process (GO): centrosome cycle; microtubule anchoring at centrosome; protein localization to centrosome
Cellular component (GO): centrosome; ciliary basal body; centriolar satellite
Source: RefSeq, a predicted model, not a curated record